ACGUGCUGGAGGUCGGGCAGAACAUGCCGCCCUCGUGAUUGGCUGUGCUCUCGCCUUAGCCGCUGAUUGGACGAAGGGGGUUGCGUCAGGCGAUCGGGGCGCGGGGCGGAGUCAUUUUCCAGGCAGAAGCGGCAAGAUGGCGGCGGCAGUGUGGGCAGCGCAGCGCUUUGGCGGGCGGGCUGUUCGCCUCUUCCUCCUACCGGGCCGGACUUCUCGAAUGCUUUGUACAGUGACUCAGGAGAAAAGUACUGGACCAAAUUUGGAAGAGGAGCCCAGUCACCACAACAGUGAACAGAAAUCUGAUUCUAAGUCUGCUGCUGCUGCAAAGUUAGUAACAGAGGAAAAAGCUAAACUGGAAGAGCAACUAAAAGAAGUAACAGACAAGUAUAAACGUGCCCUGGCUGAUGUAGAAAAUCUGCGACAAAGAACUCAGAAACUGGUAGAAGAAGCAAAGUUGUAUGGGAUUCAGAGUUUCUGUAAAGACUUGUUAGACGUUGCUGAUGUUCUGGAGAAAGCAACAGAGAGUGUUCCCAAAGAGGAGCUCAAGGAUGAAAACCCUCAUCUGAAAAACCUCUACGAAGGUCUUGCUAUGACUGAAGUUCAGAUACAGAAAGUGUUUGGAAAACACGGCUUGGUGAAACUGAAUCCCCUUGGGGCCAAGUUUGAUCCUUAUGAACACGAAGCAUUAUUCCACGUCCCCAUGGAAGGGAAGGAGCCCGGCACAGUAGCUUUAGUGUCUAAGGUUGGCUAUAAAUUGCACGGCCGUACUCUGAGGCCCGCCUUAGUUGGCAUAGUGAAAGAACCAUAAGACUUGAAUCUGAAAGAACAGAAGUGCUAUACAACUGUUAAAUACCUGGAUAAUGGUCCACUUCACAUAGUGAUGAUGCAACAAAAGACGCAGGACCUUAAGCCCAAAGUGUUCAAACUGGAUAUGGAUAAUGCGAGGGAUUACUAUGUGAAUUUUACAUGCAUUACCUGUACAUUAUCUGUACAUUCUGAUAAAUAUUGUGAUUAAAGAGCCCUGCAUUGUAACUAAGCAGUUUCUUAGCAAAAA
This is a messenger RNA of Heteronotia binoei (common prickly gecko), 1054 nucleotides long. It is a transcript of the gene GRPEL1, whose product is annotated as GrpE like 1, mitochondrial. The coding region runs from base 137 to 808 and encodes 223 amino acids. Lineage: Eukaryota; Metazoa; Chordata; Lepidosauria; Squamata; Gekkonidae. The record is from RefSeq and is a predicted model, not a curated record. Gene Ontology annotation, cellular component: PAM complex, Tim23 associated import motor. Gene Ontology annotation, molecular function: adenyl-nucleotide exchange factor activity; protein-folding chaperone binding; protein homodimerization activity. Gene Ontology annotation, biological process: protein import into mitochondrial matrix; protein folding. The transcript has 4 exons.